AUGGACGAGAUUCGCCCCUGCCGUGUCAAAGGCUUGACGAGUGAAAGGGGUCUCAAGCUGAACGGGAUGGCAGCUUCUGCUCUUUUCCUGGGUUUUGGCAAACAGUUGGAGCGGCGCGUGUCCGUGCAUGUCGAAGGACAGCCCAAGUCCCUCUCUCUCAAGUAUGGGAAACUGGAGUUUUUCCCCAACAACGACGGUAUUUUCGAUGGUGGCAUUGGAGUCGGUCGAGAAACCAUUCGCGAUACCAUAUUCAUGGCCACUGCCAUUGAUAACGUUGCACAAACCAUCAUUUCCAAAGAGCCCAUUUAA
This is a messenger RNA of Seminavis robusta, 309 nucleotides long. The record is from the annotation of a GenBank genome assembly. NCBI's taxonomy places the organism in Eukaryota, Bacillariophyta, Bacillariophyceae, Naviculales, Naviculaceae.